AUGCCCACUGACGCCGAAUCCAAAACUUCGAGUGAGCCCCACAGAACCCGUCCGGGGUUGUUGGCCAAGUGUGGUAUUGUCAUCCCCACAUUCUUUGUACGUGACCGGCACGGAUCUCCAGGGGACCCGAACAGGCCAGUUAUGACUACAGCUGACUCGCCGAAGAAGAGAAAAAGGGCCCUCAGCCCGCUACCCACCAGGAAGAUACCAAUACAUUCAGAAGAACCGAAAGUGACCGAAAUGUCUGCUGAGAAAACCUCGACUAUGGAGGAACUAGAUCAGAAGAAAACUGAGGCGAGAGCAUUUUUCGACACCGAAGUAGGCAGCAAGACGGUAACUGCGAAGUAUGAUGAGAACAGACGCAGAUUCCUUGAGGCUGAGGACAAGGAUGCGUGGGAUCGAUCUGCAAGGCCUAACAAGAGCGAUUCCGAUUCGGAGGAUAAGAAGAAGGAUGACGAAGUGGAGCAAAGAGCCGCAGACAUCAUCCGAGCGAUUCGUGAAUAUGAGCGCAAUGUCACCUUCGGCAACCUGGCUUCAGAAGCACUUCCGCUAGACGAUGAUCGGGACAUGGGUGGCCAAUAUCUCACCAACAAGGAUCGGAUAGACCACCAAAGCAAGCUGUACCAAAUCGCCAAAAUCGUUCCGAAGGGUGCUCUUUUACAUCUUCACUUUAAUGCCGAAUUGCAUCCUGAAUUGCUGCUCGUGCGAGCCCGCGAGAUGGAAAACAUGUACAUCCGCAGUAUAAUACCAAUCACAGAGGAAGAGCAUCUUGGUCAGACGGAGAUGGUUUUCAAUGUCGUUGAUCCAGGGACCGUCAAUCGUGGCGUUAACAUUUUCUCGGCUUCGUAUCCUAAAUUGACGAAUCCGAGAGACGUCAAAAACCCUGCCUACUUGAAAACUGUCUGGAUGCCAUGGAAGAAAUUCCGGAAGGAAUUUGAAAAGAAGUUUCCAGGCUUAUACAAAGAAGAAGAGCCCGAGACGUUCCAAGCAGGACGUCCACCACGUCCACCACGUCAUUGUGGGGAACCCAAACGUGCCGUUCUGUAUCCCGCUGAGAACUGGCUAAGAUCGAAGAUGGUGCUCAGCCAGGACGAAGCCUAUCGGUCUACACAAACUGUAAACGGAGUAUGGGCCCGUUUCAAUCAAGCCACGAGAGCCUUUAAAGGGUUGUUGAACUAUGAGAGCGUUUACAAGGAGUACAUAGGCAACGCUAUCGACCGUAUGAUCGAGGAGAACGUUAUGUACGCUGAGCUCCGACCUAUGCUUUUGGACAAAUCUAUCCCAUCCGACGACGGCAAGGUUGAGAUUAACAAUUCUGCCCAGAUGCAGCUCAUUGUAGACGCACUAAAAGCUAAGAAAGCAAGCCUCGAAAAUGAAGGGCGACUGGACAAGUUUCCCUUUGGACUCAAGAUCAUAUAUUGUACACCUAGGUCGAUACCUGAUUUUAUGAUGAGAGAGGAGAUGAAGCAGUGCAUCGAGCUUAAGCUGCAGUAUCCAAAUCUAAUUUGCGGUUUCGAUCUCGUAGGCGCAGAAGACCGACCCAACCACAUUGGGUUUUAUAAGAAAGAGCUUGCUGCUUUUCAAGCAACUUGCAAAGAGAUGAAAGUGGAAAUACCAUUCAUGUUUCAUGCCGGUGAGACACUGCUCGACACUGGAGGCUCUGACGACCCUACAAACUCCAACCUGUACGACGCAGCGGCCUUGGGGUCGAAGCGCAUCGGGCACGGGUUUGCACUCUUGAAGCACCCGCAUCUUGUGAAAAGGUUCAAGAGGGACGAAUUCAUACCUGGGUCGGGUAUCUGUAUUGAGCUUUGUCCUAUCUCGAAUGAGUUGCUGCAUCUUUGCAGAAAGGUCAAGGAACACCCAUAUCCAGAACUACUGGCUGCGGGCAUACCCUGCACGGUCAACUCGGAUAACCCGUCGCUUUUCAGCAACUCAAUGUCCCAUGAGUUCUAUCAAAUCAUGGUUGGCGCACCUAGCAUGUCUCUCUACAGCUGGAAGCAACUCGCACUAUGGAGCCUUGAGUAUAGCUGCCUGUCAACAACUGAGCAAAAGGACGGAAAGGAGAUCUUGAGGAAGAGUUGGAGAGAGUUCUGUCAGACUGUCGUUCACGACUAUGGCCCUCUUAUGAUGGAUGAAGCUUCAGGUAAAAUCGAUGUCUACAAAGCAGAAGCAUCGUAUCCGGAACGGUCGAGGAUACAUGCAGAUAUCGAGAAAGCAGAGGCAGAUGAGAAACGAGGGCCAGAAUGGGUAAAAGCAGAGAAGGAAAGGGCAAAGGCGUGGAGGGCAUCUUUACCCAAAGGCAAUGUCCUGCUAACCCAUAGGGAUGACAAGGACCAUAUCUAG
Messenger RNA from Alternaria postmessia, 2346 nucleotides. RefSeq lists its product as uncharacterized. The coding region runs from base 1 to 2346 and encodes 781 amino acids. The record is from RefSeq and is a predicted model, not a curated record. The transcript has 5 exons. Gene Ontology annotation, molecular function: adenosine deaminase activity. Gene Ontology annotation, biological process: inosine biosynthetic process; adenosine catabolic process. NCBI's taxonomy places the organism in Eukaryota, Fungi, Ascomycota, Dothideomycetes, Pleosporales, Pleosporaceae.